Molecule: messenger RNA, 2894 nt
Organism: Diabrotica balteata
Lineage: Eukaryota; Metazoa; Arthropoda; Insecta; Coleoptera; Chrysomelidae
Source: the annotation of a GenBank genome assembly
UCGCUGUCUACGGUGCUGCCUCUAGUGAGCAAUUCAGAAAGGAAUACGACACAAAAGUAGUGGGAAAGUUUACCUGCCUGUGUGUAAGUGGUACAGGUAAAACUCCUAACCAUUAUUGGUGAACGAAGUGAUUAAGUAGUACCUUUUAGUGAUUAAAGUUUUGUUAGGGAUUGUAAAUUAAGAUACCUACAUGAAAUUUAUGUUGCUGCUUUUGGCCGUCCAGGCUGCGGCGGUAUUAGCCGUACCGCCGCCGCCGUCGCUUCCAACGAAUGCGAAGACAUGCAUUGACCACUGCACGUGCAGCUUUGGAAUGCUGUCCAAUAGGCUGCAGGUAAUCAAAUGCGAUAGGCCUCUAGUACUUAACGACUCCACUUUUAAGUACAUUAGCAAGACCUCAACCAACGUCAUCACUCUUGACAAUUUGAUCAUCAACCAGAUCCAAGUUAGCGCAUUUUCCGGGUUCAAGAAUCUUGACGAUGUCAUCAUUACAAAUACGAGAAUUGCGUCCAUAGAUGUGAAAGCCUUCGACAAUGUGACGCGUCUAAAGUUUUCCAAAUGUGCCUUUGAAGACAGUCCUGAGCUAUUUUCUACAAAGUUGGAAGAGGUGCAUUUUGGAGAAUGCAAAUUGGAAGAAAUUCCUAAUCUAAAUGGACUGAUCAAUUUAACGUUUUUAAAUUUAUCGGGAAAUUAUAUUAAAAAUAUUGAAGUUGAAGCUUUCGCUGAACUGUUUGAUCUAGGAGAGCUUCAUCUUUCCGACAAUAACAUCCACAAACUCCCACCUACGGCAUUUAUUAAUAACCAAGAGUUAAUCACCCUCAAUCUCGACAACAACCCUCUUAAACAUUUUAACAUUAAUACAUCCGACAGUUUAGAAAUUUUAACUCUUAAAAACUGCCAAUUAGAAACAUUUGACGAAGACUCAACAAAAAAAUUAACUUCUCUCAAUGAAUUAAACCUGAGUCACAACAAUAUCACAGAUAUAUCCAAUAAAGCACUAUCCCACAUGCAGGAUCUUGCAGUAAUUGACCUUUCUUACAAUAAAUUGACUAAACUUGAAGAUAAUAUUUUCUCUGGAAACGGUAAACUCAUCAAAGUUAUCUUAGAUGGAAACAAUUUCGAGACCUUACCAUCCUUCUACCGCCAAAACCAUGAAAGUUUCUCUACUUACACAUUUUCGUGUAAAUCUUGUAGCCUAAAAAGUCUUUCAACCAACGUCUUCCAGAACAUGGAUGGUUUGAUUAAUCUGGAACUGUCGCACAAUAACUUAAUGAAUGUAGAUAAUGUCUUCGACAAAAUUUCCAGCUUGAAACAAUUAGAUAUUUCUUAUAAUGAGAUUGCAUAUUUCUCGCCAGCAGCUUUUGCACAUAAUAGCAAUUUAGAAAUUUUGAACAUUGCUGGUAAUCCUUUACUGGUUCUUAACCCAGAAGUGUUUGCAGGAAAUCACCUUCUUAGAGACAUUGAUGCCAGAAAUGCUACUCUGACAAAAUUGUGGUCCAACUACAACAAACCUGUUAAAUCUUUGCAUAAACUGCUGCUAAGUGGAAAUUUAUUAGGAACUCUAACUAACGAGGAUUUCAACAUUAUGCCCAAAUUAGAGGCAAUAGAACUGGAAGAUAAUCCUUUAGUGUUUGAUGAGAAAUUAUGUAUAUUAUUAUACUUUUUAGAUCUAGAAGGCAUUACUCCUAUCGAUUAUAGCAAGAAUAUAUAUACCGGAGCUGAUAAGGCUUUUAGGGAAGACAUCGAUGAUUUUGUAACCAUUGAAUGGAAAGAUGUUCAUAAAGGUAAAUGUCCUGAACAUAUUACUGAAUCUGCUGUACCUGAACUAACUCGCAUUGAUAACAAAACUACAUAUAAAACUAUUGACAAAAUUGAGAAAGAUGAUAACUACGAGGAAGGCGACGAUGAUGAUGACGACAGCGAUUCUGAUGAAUACGACGACGAAUACUACGAUGAAGAAACGACUACUAAGUUCGAAGACACAUCCCUUGCUAGAGCCACUUACAUCUUGUCAGUAACUUCAGUAUUUGUUUUAAGUGCUUUAGUAGUACUGACCAUAGCUGUUACCAUAACUUUAUGCAUUCUACGUAGAAACAACCGAUUUGACAUGCAACGAGCUAACUUACCAAGGUUGAAAAUUCCUCUUUGGAAUACAACUCCAGGUCAAAAGAAACACAGUGGAUCUGUAUACAGACCUCUUUCUGAAGACCUUUCAGGUCCAAAGACUCCUAAAUUGAGUCGCUAUGAGUUUAAUACAAACCCAGUAGUGCACACUGCUUAAAGUUACUUAAAAUUCUGUGGUUCAUAGAUAAGACUAUUUUGUUUAAUAUGUAUAUAAUCAAAUUAUUGUCUCUUAUGAAAUAAGAUUAGCAAUAUGUAUUCGGCUGGCCGCAGUACAGCAGAUAACCGAGGGACCAAAUUUCCAUUAAUUCUGUGAACCAAAACCAUUUUCAAGCUUUAAUCGUCCUGGGGACUGGAGAGCUGGCAUUGCUUGCACUCCGCCAUAGAUAAGGUCCUGUCGAAAAAUAUUUUGUACUUUUAAAAUAAGACUAUAUGAAAAUUGAUUUUUACCAUACUCCUUAACCAUUUUUCCUAACGAUUGCACUAAGUGAAAAUCCGUUUUCAUGUACUGAAUUUAGAAUAAUUCUGAUUUAAAAUCUACUUAAUUUUCAAAUUAGAAACAUGCACUGGUAUUGUCAUGUCUUAGUUCUACGUAAUUUAACUGUCUAUAAAUGUUAUUGCGCUUAUAGUAUAGAAAAAUAUUGUUAAGCCACAGAGUAAACAGGUAUUGUUUUGCCAUAAGUAAUAACAGCAUUCAGCUCUUCUUAAUACCUGUACACUAUCUAAUUUUUAGUUGUAAUCAAAAUGUUUUCAAUAAAUUUUUUAUCGGAGAAACA